AUGAUUCGAAUUGUUGUUCUACUCGUGUCCGUCGUCCUGCUCGUCGGCUGUUUGUUCGAUCCGGCGUCGGGACAGGAGCUCAGACAGCACCGGCAUCACCACGGGGGUCGAUCGCGGACGUCGACGGCCGCUCCGCCGGCCAUCACGGACGAGGAGAAGCUGAACGCGACGGAAACGGCGAAAAACCUGUUGCAGACGAGCCCCAAAGACGCUCUGAUCGUGACGAAGCGGCGCUUUUUGCGCAAGGAUUGGUGCCAGUCGCAGCCGCUCAUCCAGCGGAUCGGCCAGGAUCAAUGUCUCAGCGCCACGGUCCUCAAUCGCUUCUGCUACGGCCAGUGCAAUUCGUUUUUCAUCCCCAAGAAUCAGCUGAAGGAGGACGACGGAACGGAUCGGCAAGUGGCCAGGGGAGAAGGAGACGAGGCGGCCGGGGCCGUCCUCGGCGGAGCAGGUAUCGCCGCAACCGCCAAAGCCUUCCGGUCUUGCGCCGUCUGCCAGCCAAAGAAGACCAGUUGGGUCACUGUCACUCUCAAAUGUCCCUCGCUGGUGCCCAACAUCCGCCGGAGACGAGUCCUCAUCAUCAACCAGUGCCGAUGCAUGCAGCCGGAAUCCUCUUCUUGA
Daphnia pulicaria is the source of this 618-nucleotide messenger RNA. RefSeq names its product gremlin-2-like. The coding region runs from base 1 to 618 and encodes 205 amino acids. Gene Ontology annotation, biological process: animal organ morphogenesis. The transcript has a single exon. The record is from RefSeq and is a predicted model, not a curated record. Lineage: Eukaryota; Metazoa; Arthropoda; Branchiopoda; Diplostraca; Daphniidae. Gene Ontology annotation, molecular function: receptor ligand activity; BMP binding.